This is a messenger RNA of Python bivittatus (Burmese python), 2956 nucleotides long. It is a transcript of the gene CDC42EP4, whose product is annotated as CDC42 effector protein 4. Lineage: Eukaryota; Metazoa; Chordata; Lepidosauria; Squamata; Pythonidae. Gene Ontology annotation, biological process: Rho protein signal transduction; regulation of cell shape; positive regulation of pseudopodium assembly. The record is from RefSeq and is a predicted model, not a curated record. Gene Ontology annotation, cellular component: plasma membrane; cytoskeleton; cytoplasm. Gene Ontology annotation, molecular function: small GTPase binding.
CGGAGAGCGAGCAGGCGGGCAGGGGAUGGCGCUGCGGGAGCGGAGGGGCCCCUCAGCUGCUGCGCCGGCGACAAGAGCAGCGCUGCUUCGCUCCUCCACAGGCUUGGAGUACUAGAAGGCCAGAAGAGGUUUGAGGACUCCCUGUGGGACUGCAGAAAUACACAUUGGUCUAUCUGUAAUCCAGGUUCACACUUCUCACAAAAAUGCCCAUUCUGAAGCAGCUGGUGACAAACUCUGCUAAUCCUAAACGCCGGUCUCGGGCUGAUCUGACAGCUGAGAUGAUCAGCGCUCCUCUUGGCGAUUUCCGCCACACCAUGCAUGUAGGUCGGGCUGGUGAUGCCUUUGGAGAUACCUCCUUCCUCAAUAGCAAGGGUGGAGAGGGAGAACAGGAGGCCACAGAGGAGACUGGGUCCUCGUCUAAACCUGGCCUGCUCUCACGAAAGUUUCGCAGCAGCAAGCGGUCUCAUUCUGUGACACGUGGUGACCGGCGGGACAUGCUGGGCUCUCUCAGGGAUUCCGCUAUUUUUGUGAAGAAUGCGGUGUCCCUACCCCAACUCACUGAGAAGGAAGCAGACAAGAGUAGUGGGAAGCAGCUACCCAAGAGCCUCUCCUCCAGUCCUGUGAAGAAAGCCCCUGAGGAGAAUACCCUUGAAGAGAAACACAUGAAUGGUGCUGCUGCAGUCCUCAACUCCAAGCCCCACAGCCCUGGCUUGGAAGAGCGUGAUUUUGGGGAUAUUACCGAUUUGCCCUUAGUCAUCUCCAAGGGCAGCUAUGGCAUGAAGCAUGCUGAGUCCAUCCUUUCUUUCCAUAUUGAUCUGGGGCCUUCCAUGUUAGGGGAUGUCUUGAGCAUUAUGGAUAAGGACUUGUGGGAACAAGAAGACUCUGGUUAUCAUGGAGCAGAGGACCCCCAAAGGGAAGUUGGCUCCACUGAGACAUCAGGAGCCCAGCGGUUUAGCCAUGAAAGCAAACUUGCCCUGGAUUCUCUGAUUCAAAAUGAUGGCCACAGAGCGGCCACUUAUAGUCCUCUCUCGGCUCGCAGCAUCACCAGUCGUACAACAAUGGACAGCAGUUCAGUCUCCAGCUGCGCCUCUGCGGGGGAGGAACAGCGUAGCUUAGUCUCUAAAGGACAGAGCCACAGUCCUCCUGAUGAUGGGAGGCACAACCCUGUGAAACAGCCAGAGAAGGAGUUCUCCUUUAUGGAUGAGGAAGAUGAUGAGAUAAGAGUAUAAAAAGCUGUAUACUCCCUUUGAUUUGAAGGAGAAAUUGCAACUGAAUCUGGAAUAAACAGCAUGAUAUGAAAAAAGGUGUUACAUGCUUUCACCAGCCUUCUAAGGCUUCAGAUUUCAUCAUGGUUAUUUUCUUAAACAGGCUGCUGGAAAAAAAAAAUCCUGUUCCUCAUUUGGGGGAAUAGUAAGGGUCAAGCUGGAAAUCACACUUAAAUGGUGUUCUCUACAUUUAAAAUAAUUGAUUCCUAUGUUCAUAGGGAUGCCUAAAGUGCAUUGCUUGAAGAUAUUUGGAAAAAUGUUUCCAAGCACAACUCCGGUGUAUUCAAACUUCUUUUUAAAAGGAUAGCUCUUGGUUAACUUAUCUACUUGCCUGUUUAAAGCAAUAUAGAGUUGAAUACUAGGACAAAGCUCAAAAGCACUAGUUCCUUUAUUAAUACGUAUAUAUAUAUAUAUAUUUCCUUUAUCUUUGUACUAGUGCUUGUAAGAUUUUUUUUCUUUUGUAUUGCCCAGGAGAAUUCCACUCUGGACCUGGCAGAAGUAUGAAGGUUGUUGUAUGUUUGCAGAAAGGAAAAAAAAGUAGGAGUUUGAAAUAACAGCUCCUUCAAAUCUACAUAUUUGGAUUAUAAGAGUUUUUUCCUUGUGGGCAGGCAUCUGGAAUGAUUUACCACCUUUGGGAAUCUCAUCUAGAUUUCUUUUAAAAAAUCAAAUGACAACUCUUUGGAAAACAGAUUGAGAAUUACACCUCUCUUGUCUGCCAUCUUACAGCAGGACCUUCCCUUAGUUCUUGGGGGAACCAUAGAUGGAAAGAAUAAAGAUGUUAACAUAGCUUGAAGCAGACUAUUUGUAGCUUCCCCAUUCCUAAAAUUUGUCACCAUUUAGAGUGGUCACAUGGCUCUUUCUAGUAAAGCACUAUUGGAGAUGCAUAAGGCUGCUGAGAGAAGAAUGUCCAACAAGGUUGGUCAGCCUGGCUACCUGUUACUAAAGAGAAAGUUUAAACAAAAAAACUCUUAGCUAAUUCUCUCUCCAGAAUUUUCCUCUGGGUAAGAAGAUGGGAUGUCCUAAGAACUGUUUAUGUCAUUAGAGCAACCUAAGGGGAAUGAGGACAGAGAGAGACUAUUGGGUGAACGCUACUGACUUGCAUGUCUUCUGAUGUAAAAGUAAGUCCCAAAAGUAACCCAAACAGGUAGGGCUUAAUUCUUUCUUGGCUGUUAUUUCUUUAGACUAUAUCAGCAGAGCUGACUGAAGCACAAAGAGCUUGGCUUUCCCCAUUCCAGGAACAGUGGAGAAGGCUUUGCUGAGUUCCUUCCCUUGGAAGCUGUUUUCAGAAACUGCCUCCCCAGCAUCUUUGGGAGGUGCUCCUGACAUUCCUAUCUCAUAGAUGGAUUUUAUUUUGGGGGGCGGAGCUUAGGGUUUGGGUUGUUUUUCUCUUCUGGCCUUCACAUUUUGUUGGGCAUUAAACACUAAAUUGCUUUCUUAUUUUUUUAGAUUUAUCUUUUUCUAUAUAUGUAUUAGAUUGGCCCAAACUAGAGUGGUCUCCCUUGGAUGUGGCUUUGUUGUGUAUGUACAGGUAUUUGUUCCAUGCAUCAGAUGGAGGAUUUUUUAAAAACAGAAGUGUUUGUUUUAAAAUGCAAGGAAAUUAAACUAUAGUGAGAAAAAAAUCAUCUUAAAUGUGGAUUUUUUUGUGUGUGUUUGUGGGUAAAGGAUUAAAACAGUAUCAGAUGAUUCAACAU